Molecule: messenger RNA, 3367 nt
Organism: Populus nigra (black poplar)
Lineage: Eukaryota; Viridiplantae; Streptophyta; Magnoliopsida; Malpighiales; Salicaceae
Exons: 18
Coding region: 221-3064 (947 amino acids)
Molecular function (GO): acyltransferase activity, transferring groups other than amino-acyl groups
Source: RefSeq, a predicted model, not a curated record
AGGUGGUCUUACGUAUCCCUCUCGCCCUUAUUGUCUCUCUCCUCUUCCUCCUCUCUAAUAAUCCUCUUUUACUUUCAAAACAAACCCUAAUUUUUCUUUCAUAUUUCAGAAAUAAAUCCAAAUAAAAAAAAUAACAUGCGUAUUUGUUGAUGCUAUUGAAAUCUGAAGAAACCCAAAAAGAGAGUGCCUAGUGCCUUUGAUUUUUUAUAUCUCAAUCAUCAUGGCAAACGGUACGGAUGCCAAGGAUGCGGCAGUGGCAAAGGUCCGACCAGGUCACAAACGAGAGUUUGAGUUUGCUUUCAGGGCCCAUUCUGAGAUCUGUGGGUCUCUGGGCCGAACCCGGUCCUCUCGGGUCUCCUCUUCUCCAGGCAACAAUGGAAGUAACGGUAACAACAGUAAGAAGUUGAAGUCUUCUGGCAGGAAAAAAGGUGGUCUGUUAGAAAAGGGCGAGGGGGUUGCUGUUAUUGAUUUGGAGGAGGCAAGGGUUGAAUCCUUGGCUCCCUUAUUUAACAACAAUGGUGAUGGGGAGAUUGUGGAAGUGAAGGAAUUUGAAGAAGCAAAGGAAAAGGAAGUUGAAUGUGAAGAAAAGAAUAAUGAGCUGGUGCCGGUUUUGAUGGAUGGGGUCAUGGCAGAAAGUGGGGUUAUAGAAAACAAGGGUGGUGGUGAAGUAAAGGAGGGUGAUAAGGUUCAUGCAUGUGAGGAAGGGUCUAGUGGGUUAGUUUUGAUUGAUGAAGAUUCAAAGGCGACGGUGAAUAGGUUCUUAGAGAGCAAGAGUGGUUGUGAAUUGAAGAAGGAUGAUGCGUGCGAGGAAGGGACUAGUGGGUUGUCCUCGGUUUCGGUUAAAAAUGACGAGGGAGGAUAUGUUAAUGCGUCAUUCCAGCCAGUUGUAGUUAAUGAUGAUAGUAAAUGUGAGGUGGAAGAAGAAAAACCUUUUAGGAGGUUUACCAGGUCAGCAUUGAAGCCGAAGAUAGAGCCUUUGGAUAUAUCCUCCUCUGACGGGGUUAAAGUUGAUGACACAGGCAGUUCAUCUGUUGCUGCUAUUACGACCACACCUACGAAGAUGUUUGCCAUUGAUGGAUUGAAGAAGUUCCCAACAAAGUUGAAGGAUCUUCUUGAUUCAGGCAUACUCGAGGGACAAAAGGUGAAGUAUUUGCGAGGUCCCAAGGUAAGAGGUCCUGGAGAGAAGGGGUUGCAUGGGGUGGUCAAGGAAUCGGGAAUUUUGUGUUUCUGCGAUGAUUGCAAAGGAAAGGAAGUUGUUACUCCUACUAUUUUUGAGCUGCAUGCGGGCAGUGCAAAUAAACGUCCACCAGAGUAUAUUUUCCUGGAGAAUGGAAAUACACUCCGAGAUGUAAUGAAUGCAUGCAAGAAUUCUUCGUUGGAUAUAUUGGAUGAAGCUAUUCGGCUUUCUAUUGGCUUUACACCUUCCAAGAAAUCUAAUUUCUGUCUGAGCUGCAGAGGGUCAAUUACAGGGCCUGGCAUCAGGAAAUCAAAGGUAUUGUGCAGUCAGUGCUUGGAAUUGAAAGAUUCACAAUCUAUCUUAGCACCAGAAACAGAUACAAAAGAAAGAACACCAAGACCACCUCCAGAGUCAUCUAGCGCUUUGUUGAAGUCUAGCCCAUCACGGAGCAAUAGUCAAGGGAGACUUACAAAAAAAGAUAUUCGAAUGCAUAAGCUAGUUUUUGAAGAAGAGGUCUUGCCAGAUGGAACUGAAGUUGGAUAUUACUCUCAAGGAAAGAAAUUGCUGGUAGGCUACAAGAAGGGAUUUGGGAUUUUCUGUUCAUGCUGCAAUUCUGAGGUUAGCCCUUCUCAAUUUGAAGCUCAUGCUGGUUGGGCAUCACGUCGAAAACCUUACCUACACAUUUACACAUCCAAUGGCGUGUCUCUUCAUGAAUUAGCAAUAUCUCUAUCAAAAUGUCGGAGGCACUCUACCAAGGAGAAUGAUGACCUGUGCCAGAUCUGUAGAGAUGGUGGGAAACUAUUGUGUUGUGAUGUAUGCCCAAGAGCUUUUCACCAAGAAUGUCUCUCUCUACCUUCAAUUCCUAAGGGUAAAUGGUACUGCAAAUAUUGCCUGAAUACUUUUGAGAAAGAAAAAUUUGUGGAGCGGAAUGCCAAUGCAAUAGCGGCAGGAAGGGUUGCAGGAACUGAUCCAAUAGAACAAAUAACCAGGCGAUGCAUUCGUAUUGUCAAAACUUUUGAGGCUGAAGUUGGUGGAUGUGUUUUCUGCAGAGGUCAUGAUUUUGAAAGAACUUUUGGUCCUCGCACUGUGAUUAUCUGUGAUCAGUGUGAGAAGGAGUUCCAUGUUGGCUGUUUAAAGGAACAUCAGAUGCAAGAUCUGAAGGAGUUGCCAACAGGAAAGUGGUUCUGUUGCACUGGAUGUGAAAGAAUUCAUUCUGCGUUGCAGAAAUUGGUUAACCGUGGGGAAGAGAAGCUUCCUGAUUCUUCCCUGAAUUUUAUAAAGAAGAAGCACGAGGAAAGUGCCUCGAGUGAUGGUGGUGAUGAUAUAAGAUGGAGGCUUCUUAGUAAGAAAACAGAUCCUUCUGAUGUUACUGAAUCCCUACUGUCUGAGGCUGUUGCCAUUUUCCAUGAGCGCUUUGCUCCAAUAACUGUGGAUAAGUCCAAACGUAAACGUGAUGACCAUGACUUCAUUCCGUCCAUGGUUAAAGGCGGGGACAUGAAAGGGCAGGAUCUAGGUGGCAUGUACUGUGCUGUAUUGCUGGUUAACCAUGAGGUAGUGUCAGCGGCAGUCAUGAGAAUUUUUGGCCAGGAACUGGCUGAGCUGCCUAUAGUUGCAACAAGUAGCAAAUCGCAAGGACAGGGUUAUUUUCAGACAUUGUUUACUUGUAUUGAAAAGCUACUUGGGUUUCUCAAUGUGAAGAAUCUUGUACUUCCUGCAGCUGAAGAAGUUGAAUCUAUUUGGACAAACAAAUUUGGGUUUAGCACGAUAACUCAAGAUGAGCUGAUGGAAUACAGGAAAAGUUAUCAGAUAAUGGAGUUUCAAGGGUCGCUAAUGCUGCAAAAGCCGGUUCCCAAGUGCCGAGUUGUCGGUAAAUCAGAAGGCGGCUGAAUGUCAGGGUGCUUUUAGUUGAUGACAACAAUUUUUUUGACGGCCUUUCCCUUCUGUACAGGAUAUCUUUAUUAGGCAUCUGUGUACAGUAAAAAAUAACUUAAGAUAUUCUCAUAGUUGGAGCAGCUCACAGGCUGUUAUAAUUCUUUUUGUAGAAUUAAACAGGAAGGAAAAAAAAAGGGGGGGAUUUUAGAAAGUUGAUUAGAUAUACAGAAUUAGGGAGCAGCUUGCGUGUGUCCAAAAUUUUGAAGUAUCUAAAAAUUGAUUUCAGAAGCUGAAGCUGCUUUUGUUGCUUUCAAAUAA